AUGGCUGCAGCAAUUACUACUAAAAUGAAUGCUUUUGGAAUGGUUGACAAGGCUGACGAGAAUCGAAUGCGUGAAAUAAUACAAGAAUAUUUGAAUUUUUUGGAUGACAGCGGUGAAGAACGUGUUUAUAUUAACAGAAUUGAGGACAUGAUAAGAGAUGAGACAGCGCGUUUAAUUGUUGAUAUAAACGAUGUCAGACUUAAAAUGAAGGAAAGAGCUACUUCACUUUUGAGUUCAUUUGUAGACGAAAUAAUAGCCUUUGAACAUGCACUUAAAGAAAUUGUUUCAAAACUCGAUCCAGAUUAUGCAAAAGAAAAAGAUUUUCGAAUUGGCUUUGAAGGGUCUUUUGCUGAUCGUCAUUUAAAUCCUCGAACUUUGAAAUCAAGUUUCUUGGGAAAUUUGGUCUGUUGUGAAGGAAUAGUGACCAGAUGUUCUUUGGUUCGUCCAAAAAUUGUCAAAAGUUCUCAUUUUUGCCCUGCAACAAAGAAAAUUAUGGAGAAAAAAUAUACAGAUUUUACUUCAUAUGAAGCUAUUCCAACUAGUAAUGCUUACCCUAAAGAAGAUGAAAAUAAAAAUCCUUUGGAAACAGAAUUUGGAAAAUGUGUUUAUAAAGACCAUCAAAUAUUUUCUAUGCAGGAAUUACCAGAAUCUGCUCCUCCUGGAACUGAUGAGGACUUGGCAGAUCGUUGCAAGCCUGGUGAUCGUAUUCAAGUUAUUGGCCUAUUCCGUGUUUUGCCAAAUAAACAGGCGGGGAUGUCUACUGGAAAUUUUAGAUCAGUAUUGAUUGCCAACAAUGUUCAACUUAUGAGCAAAGAUUUAUUACUUAAUUUUGAACCUGAAGAUAUUAAACAAAUUCGUAAAAUGAGUCGACAUAAAGAUAUUUUUGAAUUAUUGGCACGUUCAUUAGCUCCUUCAAUUUAUGGACAUGACGAAGUUAAAAAAGCCGUUUUAUGUCUUUUACUUGGUGGAUGUGAAAAAAUUCUUGAGAAUGGAACAAGGCUUCGAGGGGAUAUAAAUAUUUUACUUAUUGGUGAUCCUUCUGUUGCUAAAAGUCAAAUUUUGAGAUAUGUAAUUCAUGCCGCUCCAAGAGUUGUUGCAACAACUGGAAGAGGAUCGUCAGGUGUUGGUUUAACAGCUGCUGUACUUCACGAUCCUGACACUGGCGAGAGAAAAUUGGAAGCUGGGGCAAUGGUGUUAGCUGAUAGAGGAAUUGUUUGUAUUGAUGAAUUUGAUAAGAUGACUGACAUUGACAGAACAACUAUUCACGAAGUUAUGGAACAAGGAAGAAUUUCAAUUUCUAAAGCUGGAAUUCAAGCCAAAUUAAAUGCUAGAUGUUCAGUUUUGGCAGCAGCUAAUCCAGUUUUUGGACGUUAUAAUCUUUAUAAAAAUCCUAUGGAAAAUAUUGGAAUGCAAGAUUCUCUUCUUUCUAGAUUUGACUUGAUCUUUGUUAUGUUGGAUGAGGUAAGGAUUUUUUCAUAA
Molecule: messenger RNA, 1479 nt
Organism: Meloidogyne enterolobii
Lineage: Eukaryota; Metazoa; Nematoda; Chromadorea; Rhabditida; Meloidogynidae
Source: the annotation of a GenBank genome assembly